Molecule: messenger RNA, 4482 nt
Organism: Aureobasidium musti
Lineage: Eukaryota; Fungi; Ascomycota; Dothideomycetes; Dothideales; Saccotheciaceae
Source: the annotation of a GenBank genome assembly
AUGUCAUCAACCAUCACCGCAAGGAGCGGAAAAGAUGUCUCUAUCUCUGACAGUCCCACCUUCGACAAGGAUCUUCGUAUUCAUGUCAACCAGGCUGUAGGUUCUGCCUCCAUCUCGCCAGGUGGCAGAGAUGUUGUUCUGGCAUCCCAGCAAGGUCUCCACAUCAUAGACUUGGACUCGCCGUUCUCUCCUCCGCGUCAUCUCCGCCAUCAAACUCCAUGGACUCCCGCUGAUGUGCAAUGGUCUCCUUUCGCUUCACGAUAUUAUUGGGUCGUCAGUACUUCGAAUCAGAGAGCUCUGGUCUGGAACCUAGAACUCGCCAGCCUUCAGGCUCCAAUAGAGCACACUCUACAUGCUCAUUCGAGAGCUAUCACUGACAUCAAUUUCUCUCCUUUACAACCUGAUCUGCUUGCUACCUGUGCAGUCGAUGCUUUUGUACAUUGUUGGGAUUUACGUGCAUCGGCAAGACCUGUCAUCAGCUUUUCCGACUGGUUCGCUGGUGCAACUCAAGUCAAGUGGAAUCGCCGAAAUCCACACAUUGUCGCGUCAUCACAUGACAAAUAUCUACACAUCUGGGAUGAUCGCAAAGGCGCACUACCUCUUCAGACCAUCGAAGCUCAUGAGACAAAGAUCUAUGGUAUUGACUGGAGCCGUACUGAAGAGACUAAAGUCGUCACUUGCUCCCUUGAUCGAACCAUAAAGGUCUGGGAUUACGAGGUUUCUGAAGUAGAGCCCGAACGUGUCAUCAACACGCCGUUUCCAGUAUGGCGAGCCAGAUGGACUCCUUUCGGCAACGGAGUUUUGGCCAUGCCGCAGAGAGGAGACCAUGAUUUGCACAUGUAUGACUGUAGACCAUCGAACGUGACCAACACACCAGCUCUCACAGAGCCCAACUACCGGUUUACUGGACAUGAAGAGCAAGUUAAAGAGUUUCUGUGGCGAGGACGUGGCAACAUUGACGAGUACACGGAUGGCCGUGAUUUCCAGCUGGUCUCUUGGGGAGCUGAUCAUGAACUGAUUCUGCACCGUAUGGGAGACAAGCAGCUUCAGUCGAUCGGGUUUCAUAAAGGGAUGCUCAUGGACAACCCUCCAAAGCUCACUCGAAUUGGCGCUCCUUACAAAUCCUUCAGGGAUCGACCUACACAUCCUAACACAAUGGCUGAUGGUAUUACACCCGGCUCUGAUUUACUCAAUCUUGGGACCAGUCCUGGAAUGAACAAAGUGCCCAUACCCAUUGCAGGUGGUUGGUCUGACGGUGGCCAGGUGAUGACCUACUCGGGUAUAGAAACUCGAAAUGCCAGACCACAAGACAACGGUCUCAUCUCGUGGAUGAAAGGUGUCAAGUUUGGAAAACGCAAGCCGAGCUCACCAGACAGGCUGACGACACGAAGACUGUCGAUAGUCGCCGGUCUACAUCCAGAUUCUCAUGGUAUACGUGAGAACUUGAGUGACGAAAUCAUUCAUGUUGGCGAAAAGUUUACCCGUGUUACCGUUGACGAAGCAGAUGUGUCGAACAGGCAUGUCAAGAUUUCUCUCAAUGGACCAUGGGCUGCUGAGGGCAAGUUAGCUUUCAUGCAACUUUGCAUGGAUUUUCCUGUCGAUUAUCCUGAAAAGUCAGUUCCUUGGUUCCAUCUUGACAAAGCGUCUGCCUUGUCGGAAGAAAAAGUCGCAGAGCUCGAGGGCAACCUACGCAAAAUCGCUACUGGCUAUCUCAUACAUCGCAGAGGGUGCAUCGAAGGAUUUCUGUCCUAUCUGACUGGCGAGAGAGAUCUACAGGAAAGCAUCAGUUGGCUGGGUCUCGGCAGUCACGAUGCGGUUGCACCUGGCGAGGAAGCUGAGAGUUCCAGUGAUGAAGAAGACGGCCUCUUAGGCGACUUUGGUGGUAGUGGUGAAUCACAAACAUUAGGCUUGGAAGGAAGUGUGGGAUCAGGCAUCUUUAGCACCAACGCCAACGUGCCUCUUCCUAGGACUUGCGGAGCGCUUUGGGCCGCAAAUGGACAACUCAUUUGCUUCAUGCCACCCAAAGAGGAACCUCGCUCAAUUCUACAGAAAUUCGCAGUAGAUGAGCGAAGCCGCAAUCGUGGAAGCAGAGAGAUCUUCGAAGGGUUUGGAAGGCUACAUCCUGGCCAGACAGAGUCGAAGGGCAAGAGUAAACCUAGUGCCGAUGCAUUUGACGUUGAGGAUUCGGACAACAGCUCCGAGUUCUCAGAUUCAAGUUCGUCUUCAGGUUCUGAUGAGCCAGAACUGUUCCUCCGUCGGUUCCAGCCACCAUCGGCCUGGCAUGGCGGAUCUUUACGUUUCCCACGACUCAAGGGACUUCGAACACAUUCGACUGAAGGCUCACUACCAACGAGUAAUGGACUCAACAAGAGGAGUGGUGGUUCCAGAAAUAAGGUCCGGAUCAAGAUCCUCGAUGUGGAGAGCUUAUUGCCGUCAAAGCAAAGUCUUGCGUCCGAAUAUCUAAUCUACGGCAAUGGCGAGACUAUCUGCUCACACAAUGCAAAAGCCGCUCUUCAUCAUGGCUUCAAUGAGCUGGCCGACAUAUGGGAGUUUGUUGGUCUGAUCUUGGCUAAAAGAGUGCCUUUGAGUUUGCUUUCUAUUCCAAGACAAGAGACUGAUAUCCGGGUACUGGCGCGCCGCGUACUCAUGCCGUCACAAAGAAACGACAGUGGACUAGAUCUGUCCUUUGAUGAGCCUGAAGCUGUACUUCAUCCACAGGAAACAGCUCUCGUCAAAUGGGGUACUCACCCAUUCGCUGGAUCAUGGCUGAUUGACACACUUUGUGCUGCCCAGCUCUUUGACUACUUCCCCAACAAAGAAACUGCUUUUGGAUUUUAUGAACCGAUCAUCUCCAUCUCAGAUUUGUCCAACAAGCACCGAAGGUCAGGGGCAGGACUCACGUCCGCAGGGGAAUCAUCUCAGGACAUCCGAGAGCAAGUCGCCAGCGAGCCUGUUACUCCUUUCUACACCGACAACACUCCCCCGAUGCCUCUGUCGAGAGCUAGCACUCAUCGUUCCAGUGCUGCGCCUAGUCUUUCGACAUCUCCAGAGCAUCAUCGCACGUCUAUACCAAGCGCAACGAGUUCGUUCGCUGCUUCUGUUCUAGCUCGACCUUUUCAGCUUGCUAGCUCUCCUCCUGUUCGUAACAAGACCAGUGGAGAAGAACUCUCAUCGUCGACACCCUCACAAUCAGGGGUCAACUGGAGUAAGAGCAAGCCUUUCACUCGGAGUGACUCGACCAUUCGUAGGAGUUUCAUCUCUCAAGGCUUUGGAGACGAGUAUGAUGGGUCUACUACAGAAGAUGAUGAGUCUCUGCCACCGCAGUCCCGAGUCAAGAUCAGUUUGAAGAACCAAGAUAUGUUUGAUAACGAAGGUUGUCCAAGCGUAGCUUUCCUCGACCCUAACCAGUCAGUCAAGUUUGCAGUAUAUCGCGCAGUAUACGCAAAUAUGCUAGGUGCUUGGGGACUUCAGAUGCAACAGAAUGAAGUGGACAAACUUGACGGAAUGCUGUCAAAUAUCCUCACCAGGACAGAGUCUAGGGAUCGCGGCUCACAAUCCACUCUCACACUCGGAGAAGUCGAAGAAGACCAAGAGACAUUGGACGGCCUUGGCCCACAGAUCAUUCGAUGCUGCAUGUCUUGCGGCGAGGUCGACGGUCCAGAACGUCGUGGCGCUGACCGCAGAUGUGUCAAGUGUGGUGGUCGAUCUCAUCUGCUCUCGUGCACGAUCUGCUACCAGCCCAUAGCAGGUCUCUACAAGGUGUGCCUUGCUUGUGGCCACUCUGCGCACAUUUCUUGUCUUGCUAUUCUUCUCGAGUCACUCACCGAGGAUGAAUCCCCAGAGUGCGAAGCAGGCUGUGGAUGUGUUUGUGACGAGAAAGCAGCUGUGGGAGGCGAAGAAAUGUUCGGCCUGGCCAAACUGCCGACGUUUGAGGAGGAAGUCGCGAAAGAAACUGGCUUCCGCAUGCUGCAACCUGUAGGCAACAGCACAAUCUUGCAUCGACGCGGCAGCAUCGUGGAGGCGAGGCAGUCAGGAAGCAUGGAUAAGGUACUCAGCGAUGCCAUCGGCAUCACGCUGACCGCAGCCGCCAAUGAAGCUGUCGACGCAUCCAUCAAGCAAGUCUUCACCGCCAUCGUCGACAAAGCCGUCAAAGAGAAAGUGCAGGAAUUGGAACAGGCUUUCGCCGUAGCUGUCGACCAUGCUGUCCAAGAAGAAAUGAAGAAGUUGGAAGCCGUAAACAAGGAAGCUGUGGAUGCCAAGAUUGCCAGAGCUGUCAAGAAAGCAGAACUCACAGCCAGAAUCCAAGGGGCACUAGACAUGAUCAACCUUUGCAAAAGCAAACUGUUCAAGGAGGUAGUGCUGGCCAGCUCUCGUCCUAACGCUGAGCUUUUGUUGCAAUGGGAAAGAGGUGCUCGCAAGAUGAUGGGCAACUGGAGGAAAGAACUCGCUAAAUUGGAAGAGAAGCAAGAAGAACAAGUCUAG